Messenger RNA from Lymnaea stagnalis (great pond snail), 12440 nucleotides. Lineage: Eukaryota; Metazoa; Mollusca; Gastropoda; Lymnaeidae. The record is from the annotation of a GenBank genome assembly.
CCAGUUUUAAACUCAAUAUUUACCAAAGAAAAGUACCGAAGUAGCCAAAAGCUAAUUAUAUGGGAAUUAUAUUUCAUACAAUAGUGUCUUCCUAGUAAGUCAAAUUGUUGGGAAUUGAUAUCGUACACGCCUUCAAUAUGGCAUGUUGAAACCCAUAUCUAUUUCUUUUAACCCAUUUAAAAAAUUAUUUUUAAGUUAUUUAUGUUUAUUUUAUUUAUUGAAUUUUGUUUAUUAUUUAUUACAGUAUUAGUAUUAGAAAUUAGAGUAAAUCUUCUUAGGCAGGGCUGUUUACUUUUAGUAAUCAGUCAGUAGUAUUGUUUAGGCCUAUGCACUAUACUAUUUAUUGAAAUUAUUCAUAUCUAGUGAUCUAUCAGAAUUCAUUAUAUUUAAUGGGAGUUGCCCCAGCUGCCCAGCUCAAAUUUACAGGAAACACCCACCACCCCCAACCCAAUGACAUUAUGAUUGCAUUUAUUUUGUUUACCACCAAGUUUGAGUGAUCUGCCCUUUGUUUACAGAAAAAUUUUAGGGGUAAUCCUGGAUUUCAGCAUCCCAAACUAUUUUGUUUAAACUGCUGUUAUUUUACUUUUAAUUCCUAUUUAAUAUUGGGUAGUAAAUGUUGGUUUUAAGCGUCACUCAUUUCCCCACGGCUGCCAUCUUGUUGGUUGCUAUGACCUCUGAUCAUCACUUGACAUGUAUCAAAUGGCAAUAGAGCAUGAAAAUGAUUUUGACACAAACUGUGUACAUUAUUAAAUUGGCAGAAUGGACGCAACAGACAGGUGAACCCACUGUGGUCAAAGCAGAUGAAACAAAGUAUUUUUAUCGCAGAUACCAUCAAGGCCAGAGGCGCGAUGGCCCCUGAGUGUUUGGCUUGGCAGAAUAAAAGAGAAUUGGAAAAAUGCUUUCUGGUAAAAGUACCCAAAAAACAAUCGCACUGCUCCUAACACCUACUUUGACAGCUGACAUUGUUGCGCAUAUGUUGUCUGGAUUGGACAUUGUUCCAGGUGGUUGGGGAGCUAAUGCAAAUAUUUCUAAUAUUAAUGGUAUUUGCAAUCAUUCUGUGUUGUAUGCCAUCAAAAGAGCUUUGUUGAUCCAGGCUCUCCAUGAUGUACAAGAUAAAUAAUGGGCUGGUCCACUGUUCCAGUAUUAAACAGAAACUCGUCCCUCUCCCCCAUAGACAGCGACGAGGCCAUGACAGGCAAUUCCGGCUCAUACCAGCAAGAAGCCAGUAUAGGAACUGCCCAAGACAAUCACGGACUGGAACAAGCUUUCAAAAGAAACAGUUGAGGCGACAACACUAGACACAUUUGCGUGUAUUGCCUCAAGCCUUCCAAACCCCAUUGCAUGAUUUCUUCACAAGGUAGCACUUGUAAUCAUUGAAAUAUCCUCAUCAGCACCAGGCACAGAAACAUUGCAAAUCCCCUCUACAUGCAUAGGAGCCAAAAUGAUCAAUAAAUUGAUCGUGGGCCCUUAAUAUAUAUAGAAGAAAAAGAAGCUAAGUGCAUGCGCUAAAUGUCAAAAACAUGUGAAUGUUGGCAAAAAGUUUUGCAUAAGAAAACUUAAGCCCUAUUUCGUAUGUGCAAGAAUGCGUACCUUGAUGGUGACAUUUUCACUACAUUUUUAAUUGCAUUUGAAGUAUGCUAUCCUGUGUGGAAAUUUCACAAAAACUAUGAGUUUGAAUAUAUUUUUAUAGACUUUCUACUUUUGAUUGACUUUUUUUUUAUUAAAGCUGCGGUUGCAAUUGAUGUUUUCAUUAUUAUUAAUGUGCUUAUUGUAUAAUUUGGGACGAUCAACUCCAGGAUAACCAUUUUAGGGUUUAGGGUAGGUAUGGUGAUAAAGCUUAGGGUCCAUUGUAUAUAUCAUAUUGCGAUAUAUUUUAGGUUUCAUGGGAGGCAUAGACUAUUAACUUUUGUGUUGGGCUCCAUCUUUUGUUGUCAUGUGUGCUUUCUUGUUCCGGAGUCACAUAGUCAUGUUUUGAACAAAGAUGGCGGCCACGAAAAGGAAAGAGGAUGUCAGGCUAUUGCUUAUUUCCUAUAGACUUUGUUGACUCUGAGAUUUUCUGUGUUCUUGACAUGCUCACACUCACACACUAACAUCAUGAUGCAGCACCAUUUAUUAUGUUCUGUUUUAUAUGAAUAAGUAGAGGCAAACCUUUGAACCCUCAAUUCCAUUCAAGCACCUUGGUUCCCAAAUGAAAUGUUAUUUAAUUGAAACUCAUGUAGAGAAUUUUUUUCCUUUUAAAAAAAUGUUUAAUUUUGGAAAUGAUCAUAAAUUGGCAUGAAAUUAAUAUAUGCUCUUUAUCAUUGUAAGUUGUACUAUUUUAGUCUCUGUUUUGUGACUGAAGGUAAAGAUUAAAUGACAAAUGCAAAUGAAAUAAGAGUUAUCUAGAUUAUAAUGUUUAAUGCUUGAAUAUGUUAACAAUAUUGAGCAUAAUUAAAUAUUAAUUGUUGAAAUUGAUCCAAAAUAUCAUACUUUUCAUAAAUUUUAUGAUAUGAUAAAAGACAGGAUUUAGAGUCUGAUAGCUCAGGCUCAGGUAGUAAACUUUAAUACUGGGCCAGCUGUUUUGUUACUGUUUUUUGUAUAGUAUUAGCUAUUAUUUGUGGCAGUGUGGGUCCCUUUUUUAUGAAACAGUGUUCGCACUCAACACCAACACUGUAUUAAAAUUUGACCUUGCCCAACACGGGAUUGGAAUGUUGACCUCGGCUCAGUUUCACCCCAUUUAGUAUGACAGUGACAGGCGUCUCUCCUCCAUGACAUAGAAUACUUAAAUAUUGGGAACCACUAGGUGUGCUUUAGUUAUAGUUAUAAGUUCAAUAAUUUAUUUCUCUGGGACCCUAGUGCAUCAUGCUAUGAAUUAUAUCUGGUUGGAAAGGGGAUUUUUUAUUCACUAUACUUUAUUUAUAUUUACAAGUCUCCAACGGUAUAGGAUAUUUUAAUAUUAAUUAAUUAAUUAAGGGAGUUUUCACAUACAUUCAUGAGGGGUCCCAACCCAUUUUAUUUAAAUAUCUCAAAAACCAUUUAACUCGUAGAAAUAUAAGAAUGUAUCUUAGAUAAAAUAAAAUGAGUAAAACAGAGUAGGGUUAAACCUGAAAAAAUAAACGCAACAAAACAGCGAACGUGUCGGCAGAAAGCCUUCGUCAGCGAACAAAACAACAGAAAAAAACAGUAUAAAAAUAAGAAAUAGCACUUAGCUGGUAAGUAGUAUCUGUGGGUAGCAAUAGAAGUGUCGAAUACUAGGGAGUUGUUUUAUUUGAGGUUUUAACAGCAUCCCUGAAGUGUGUCAUUGUACACUGCGGCCCAUUUGGACGCUCUGUAAGUAGAAGCAAAUGAGCCUUUAUAUUUCUGUGUUUGUAGAAUGCAAUUCUUAAGUGUUGGUAAUGGAAUAUUUCUGUUCAUGACUAUAUUGGGCAAUAUUUUAAUCACUGGUUAGCUCCGUCACUUUGAUGUGCAGUCAUGAUAUUAUAACAGUUGAACAUACAGCGUUCACUGAAUUCUUAAAUGGGAUUAGAUACCAGUGUAAGUGAGCAUAACACACAACAGUUAUAUCGUUCUGGUUACACAUACUGCAAUGUGCUUGUAAGCUAUGAAUACAACAGUAUACAACCAGCGAAUAUACGUGAAAUAUGUGCAGUAGACUAACUCUCCUGCCUUGUGCUAAAUUCUCACAUAGUCACAUAGGAAAUGGUGUAAGUGUUAGGAGACUAUUACCAGGGGUAUUAAUAUAAUUAGACAUUUCACAAAUUUGCUUUUGUCUUAAAAAGACACAGCGAUUGAGUGAUGCAAGUAUCUAACAGUGGUUAUACCUCACAUCAUUGUAGUACCUGUCCUGCUAUGGGUGCAUCUUACAUAGACACUAACAUAGACGACAGUACCAUAGUAUUUUUUAGAACUUUAUGUUAGCCCUCACAUUGGUUCUGUGUGUAACACAGUGUACGUGUUACAAGUUAAACACUGGCACAUGAUUUCUUUUAUAAUUAAACAUAAUUAAAAUAAUAUAAUUUUAUUGACGUUUGUAUAACAUGUACUACGCUAUCCUUAGUUGUCACAACCUAUAAUUAUGGCAUUGUUUAACAUGUUUAUUAUUAGUAAUACUAAUAACAUUUUUUAGUUAUGUUAGUCAGGAAAUUUUUAACCUGUACUAUUUGUUUCUUUAUAGAUACCGGUUUUGUCCUUUUUCUUUGGGCUUUUUCUUAGGCUUGUUUUCUGCAGCAUUUGUCUUUAGUGUUCAAAUAAAGCUAUAGUCCUCAAGACCUGAAUUUCUUUAGUGUACCUGGUAUAGUAGUAAAACCGUCAGUCUUGUUCAUCAUCACCACACCACCUUGCUACAGUUUUUGGCACUGCGAGCAGGGUUUUAAAAGUGUGUCACACACACUCCGCACAACUCUCAGUAGCCACCAUCCCUCAUCACACUACUACAUAUUAUUAUUAAGGUGGUUUUAUAUAGCCCAGUACCCCAGCCUAGGGCUAGGCUCACUGCGCUUCACAUAAAUUUUAGCAAUUACAGAAAAUUAUACAUUUAAAAACAAUUGGUAAAAAGCUUAACCUCAUCCAUCCACCCAAGCAUUAUCUACCCCAGGCUCGCCAUGGACAGCACCCAGCAGCAUCGAGCACAGUUUAUCAGUUGGGGGGGGGGGGUGAGAAAUGAGUCGGUAUAGUACAGUUUAAAGAGAUGGGCCUUAAAGGCAGUUUUGAAGGCGGUGGUGAUCGUUAUAUUGCAGAUGUGAAAUGGGUGAAAAUUCAAUUGUUUGGGGGCACAGAAAGAGAAAACUCCCUCGACCAUAUGUUUUAGUGCAUGUCUUGGGAAUGGANAGGAACCAGAGAAAAAGUUGUGACGGAGAACAGACAUCUUGUAAUCAAUGCGUGCCUGUAAAGGGAGGAAUGAGAGGAGUGAGAUAUAUAUAUUUAAGAUUCCUUUUUUUUUUUUUUUUUUUCUGUUUCAGAUUUCUCUUACUACAACUCCCUUAAAAUGCAGUUUGAAGUCCCAAUGCUUUCAGUUGCUGAACUGUUGCACAGCAUGAAAGAGACAAAUAUUGAUUUCUCGGAACGUGACUUAACCAAUCCAGAUGUAAAUAUUUUAUACUUUUUUUAUUACCAGUAAAUCAGGCUAAAAAUAAAUUAUAAAGAUGAUAAAAUAAGUACCUGUAUUUCUAAGACACCCCUUAUGACACUGUAACCAACCAACUCAAACUUUUCAUUUGUCAAUAGAUAAUGAAUUAUUCAGUUUAUUUAUACUUUCCUAUUUUAUAUCUUCAGUCUUCUCUUUGAUUAGUAACUUUUUAAUGUUUAUUGUUUUAUGAUUUUUCUACAUGCACCAUCAUAACUACCUGGAUUUUUUAAUGAUUUUAUUUCAUACUCAUUUAAGGACUGACCUUAAAACACAUAAAUAUGAAAUGUUGUGAUGCGAAUUUCUUAGCGUAUGGCUAUGCCAUUUGAUGUAUGAGAUGUAAUGUACUCAACCAUCUAUUACAUUUUUUUUACAUUUUGCAGCCUCGACACUGGCAUUACAUUUAUGGUGCUAUGUUUGAAACUUUGACUGAAAAAUCUAUUGACCAAUCCAUUCAGGUAAGAUAUUGCUUUUUUUUUUUUUUCUUUCUUGAACUUAUGCUUAUUCAAAAGUUAGAUGAGGGGUCCAAACUUGUGGUAGCCUUCCAACCUCUCUCCUUUCUGCAAGGAAAUGAAUGUAACAUUUUUUAAUAUGUCAUGAAGAUUUAUGUAGGUGUAUUGCUAAGUGGCCCAUAUUAUUAUCCACAUGCAGCCAUUCAGCUAGUUUAAAUUUGAGACCCCCUAAGAUGAAUCAUGCUUUUCAGAAUGCAUCCCAUAACACUGUUAUGAUUUUACUUAAUAAUCUUUUGUUGCAGUCAAUGUUAAUGGUGGUUAAACUGCACACAGAACAUUAUGACAUUUUUGAAGAAGGAUUUUCUCAGUUGGCAUUUACCACAUGCAUGUAGGUACUUUUAACUCUUAGUGUCCGUAGGUCAAAUGCACAUUUUGAGGCAGUAAUUUUGUUGACCCUAGGUGACCAUAGACAAUAUUUCAUAACUUUUCUAGUAAAAUUGCGAUAAAAAACACAUUCCUUGCACAUUUGAAAAAUGUAAACAUGUGGAUGUGGAAAUAUUGAUUUGAACAAAAUACCGAAAUAUUUAUAUAGAAUCCCUAAAUGAAAGAGUCACUAUGAAACACCAAAUAGACUGGCUGGCGUCAAAACGUGACCGUCAGAAAGCCAGUUAGACUGGCGCGUCGGACUUUAAGAGUUAAACUAGGCCUGAAAAUAACAAUACACAAUGUAUGUCCGUAGUUUUUUCAUAGAUAUUUAUUUUAACACCAGAAAACAAUCCUUUAAUGUUUACAUGGGUUUUUUGGGGUUGUUUUUUUGGGUUUUUUUUUUUUGUGUUCAUAAGAACAUUUUUAUGGAAAUAAUCACCUUGCUUUGAGUUCAAGACUAACUUAUUUUUAUAUUAUGCAGUUUAUUGCACACAAAAGUAUCAAACCUAUUUAGUCCAAUUAUCAGAAAUGCUUUUAACAUUAUAAAGAAAAAGUUGAGUUUAAAAAAUGAAACGAUGACUGAAAAUUAAUAGUACUAAUCAUAAAUAAUUUAUUACUAUUCAUUCAUUUAGUUCUCAUUAUGCUAGAGGCAUUCAUCAAGUUAAAAUAAUGUUGACUUUUGUUUUGCUAGACUACAUUUCAACAUGUUCAGAAAAAUUAGAUAUAGUUAUUGGACUGCCUACUUUAAAUAAUAACCUAUGCAGCAAUGAAUUUCAUAAUAUAACUUUCCUAAGCUUAGAAGUUCCGUUGCAUCAACUUCAUUUUAAUUGGAACAAUAAGUAGUGCUUAGUACAGGGGUUGGCAAACUUUUUGUGUGCAGGGCCCUGUUAAGAAAUAUAAAGCUAUUUUGGGUAGGCUGCAUGUAUAUUAUGUCCAAUUUUUACAUGUUGAUAAACAUUUCUCUAUAUUAAAAUCAGUAAAUUCGCAUCAUACAUGACAAAAGUCAUGGACUGUUUUUUAAAAAAAGAAAUUUGAUUUAAAAAAUGUUAAAACAAUCAUAACAGUACAUGAAAUUCUAUAAGAUUCACUAAAAUAACUUAAAAACAAAGUAAUUUUUUAAUAUUUAUAAACUAAAUUCCGUCGAGGGCCGCAUAAUAUCAAUUGUCAGGCCACAUGCGGAUCAUAGUUUUCCCACCCCUGGUUUAGUAAAUGUUCCACCUCCUAAAGACAGCUAUUUUUACUUUCUCAGAUAGACAAAAAUGAACAUCAUUUCCAAAUUUGUUUUUUUAAAACACACCCAAUGUCAAUCAAUUGUUCUGAUAAACUCACAUUUAGAUUAUUGAAGUUGUUAUAUUCAUUAACUUUAAUAUUUCCUAGAGAUGUAGAAUAUUUUACCUAAUUGUUUCUGAUUUAGUGUGCUUGCAUUUUUUGUUUUAUUGAUAAUUUUGCAGGUCAAGAGUUAUGAUUGCUGGGUUUUUUCGAGACUUUACUUUAAUGGAUGUAAUUCAGCUCAGUGAGUAAAUUAUCUUAUAGAAUAAAGCCUGCAAUCACCAUUCUCUAUUUUGUUUUACUCGCCAUAGUUGAUAGCUUUCCUUAUAAAAAAAAAAUAUGCAUCAAGUCAACUUUUUUUUUUUCUUUAAUUAGUUAAGUAUAUGUUAUAAGUCAACUGAUUCAAGUCACAUAAUAAUAGAUGACCAUUGAAUGUUUAAAUUAAUUUUUUUUUCUGUGGACAUAAUGAAGAAAUUUCACCAUGCAUUAAAUGUGGAAUCAUGCUAUAAAAAUUGAAAUUUGCUCAUGUACAAAUAGUAAUACAUGCUGUUUUCUGUAGCCCCAGGGCGUGCUAAGCGAUUGUCAAGUAGCUUUAUCAACAUGCUGCGGCACUGUCAGAAUAUACGAGUUGCUUUUUAUGAGAUGAUUGAAGAUAUUGUAAGUUGUGUUGAGUUUUAAAUCAUAUCUGUUUCGAAUUGCUUUCUGGGAUAAGUAGUUCAAUAGCUUUGUUGUCUAGGGGUAAUUUUAUUAAACUAUUCUGCUUAUAUAUGACAAAGUCAUCUUUGUAGGACAUUUGACUAAAUUUGAAUUUGGUUUUUUAGUUUGAGAAGCAAUUCCUGAUUGAUUUUUUAUAUCAAAUUAUUUGCAAUUUUAUGUUUUCUAUAUUGAACAGAAAAAAUCAAGGGAUCAAAUUGAAUUUGACCUAAAAAGAAAUAGAGAUCUAAAAGAAAGUUUGGCCAAAGGCAUUGAAGUGGAAGAGCCUAAAAAAGCCUUGAAACAAGAGGUUACUUUCAUUUUCUUUUGUUUCAAAUAUAUAUUAUCCAAAAAAGAUUAAUGAAAUUUUAUAUAUACAUAUAUUUUUUAUUAUUUUUGCAAAAAAGUAUUACCAGUCUAAUUUUUAUGUGCUUGUCUCCUAAGAUAAAAAGAAUUUAAUUUAUUUGAUGCGCCAUAUGUAUGUCAUUAAAAUCUGUUUGCAGCUUCAAAAUGAGUUUGAAGCUGAGCGACAAUGUAUUUGUGAGUUGAAGAAGCAAAGUGAGAGUGAAAAAAAGACUGGGAAUGUGCUAAAACUUAAUGUUGCAGAAAUAGAAAAAGAGAAGGUGGGUAUUAUUAUCAAUACAUCCAGUUUGCUCAAGUACUUUUACUGAUCUUUUAAAAAAUGUUGCCAGCAAAUAGAUGUAGGAGUACCAAUAUGUAACUUAUUGUAACGCUCUUGCUUCAAAUUUAGUGGUUUUAACCAGAUUUGUAUAGGAAUCAAAAUAGAUUAUAUUUUUAUACGUGGGCAUCCAUCAGUUGGGAUAGUGUAGCUGUUUUAGGAUUUUUUAAAAAUGAAGAAAUAAAGUAUUGCACAUUUUAAUAUUUAUUCCCGCUGAUGUCUAACAUCAGCACAAAUUUUUUCUAGCAUGAUAAAUACUUAUCAUGGGCUCUGUGUGGUAUAUGCACAAUCCCCCUUUGUUUUUAGGUAAUUUGGACCUUGGUAUAUUUUUGGCUGAAUUUUUAUGUUGGAUAUUCUAAUUUGUACCUCUUUCUUUGUUGUCUGUGAAUCAAUUUCUAUUUAUUAGGAGCGUCUUAAACAAGCCCUAACGGAAAUCCAACAAGAAUGUGACAAAAUGUCUCAUAAGAUUGUACAGUCGCCAAAGAGAUUUAGACAUGAGCAGGAACGGUACAAAGCAAAAGUGACAGAUCUCAAGAAUGAACUAAUAACCAAGGAGCGGGCUCUUUCAGAGAACAAAAAGCUGUUGGUAAUGAUGUGUUAUUGUUGGUUUUUUUUUUUUUUUUUUUUUUUUUUAAGAAUUAAUUUUUUUUGGUUUUGGGUGUUUUUUUUUUUUUUUUUUUUUUUUUUUUUUUAAGAAUUAAUUUAUUUGUGGUCUGGGUGUUUUUUUAAUUGUAAUAACAAAAUUAGCAAUUGUAAAAAGAUAAUUUAACUAAAGAUAACAAUAUGCGAUUUUGUGUAACCAGCCAAAAGAUAGAAUAGAUUACCCUGUGAACUUAUUUUAACUAUAAGUUGUUAAUGAUAAUGGUUUGAAAAAUUUUAACCAUUUGCUGUUUUCCACUGUCAGGAACAAACAUCUGAGAGGUUACAGGCAAUAACAAAGGCUGUAAAAUUGGGCAGAGACGUAUUAAGUGAUCUUGAAAAAUCUAAGUAAGUCUUGCUGGAAGAGCACUUAGAAAAAAGACCAAAAUUAUGAUUUUUGUGCAAUUUUUUUACUUCAUUCAAAAGGGUUAGAAAAUGCUUUUGAAAAAUGUUUCAACAAAGUAUUUGAAAAUUAAAUUGCCUGAAUGUUAAUAACCCUUGUGGUUAAUUCAUAUACUUCAACUCUAAUAAAUCUCCAGUGAACUAGAUGUUAUGAUUCAGCAGCAAUCUGAUAUUUACCUUGAGAAUAAAGAUAAGUAUAACUCCACUGUGGCUAGAGAAGAAGACAUAAAGGAUAAGCUGUGUAUAAGGAAGGAGCAGCGCCACAAGAGCUUGAGUCAAAUUGAUUUAAACAGAGAGUCGACUCACCAUGAACUAACUAAUCUUAAACAGUAAGUUUACUUUCACUCUUGGUCAACAGCAAGAUUUCAUAGAUGAGAUGCUAUGACACCAGUGAUGCCAAAUCCAUCUGUCAUAGGCGAUAUCUUAGAAAGUCAUUUUACUGUCAUAAAAACUGCUUAUAUUUAAUGUUAUCUUUUUACAUUUGGUACUAUGGCUGAAUAUUGAAAUAUUUGUUGCCAACUGCAGUAGUUCUUUGGAAUUUUUUUUUUAAUAGUUGGAUAUAAUUUUUAGGCAAAUAUUGUCUGAAACAUAGUCGGUAUGGAGAAAAUAUUUCAUGUUGCUUACAAAUUUAAGUACAGUACCUGUAUUUUGCAUACCCAAUAAAAUGUUCACAUGGUUAUUUUAAUUUUAUUUAAGGCAACGAUGUAAAUUAGAAGAGAGUUUGAAAGCCACAAAGUUACAAUGUUCUCAGCUACUUAGCCAGCAAGCAGUGAUUUUAACGGAAAUUGAAGAGUUGGAAGCUUUAUUUAAAGCAAGAACUGAAGAAUAUGAAAACAAGUGUGUGGAGAUUUUUGAAGAGGUAACCUUUUUGUUAAAAUGGAGGAAUUAUGUAUUCUGUGUGUAUUUAAAUUUAAGGCUUGAUCUGUUAGGCUAUUUCAGAGUACCAUAGUUAUAUAUGGGGUGUUGAUAUUUGGCAAAUUUGAUUCAAAUUCACGUACCGUUAACUUGACUGUUUAAAAAAAAAAAAAAUUUGCAUUGCAAGAAAGCCCUUAAGUAGAUAAUAAGACACAAUUUGUGUUGAUCCUAUAAAUGUCUAAUGCAUUUUUUGUAGCGUCUAAUGAAAAAUGUUUACUACUCAUAUUCUGAAUUCAUCCCAACCUAAUGCAUCAUAAAUUGUUCAAGCUAUCAAAAAUCAAGUUCGAGAUACCAGUACUAAAAUCCAUAUUCUUUCAGAAAAUGUCAAGUUAUAGGCAAUGUUACUUUUUAAGCUGCGCAGCUUUCUCACAGGCACAGCAGUUUUGAGUCCUUACAGGACAAGGCUAAUACACUGUUAGAUGCUCAAGAUAUUUUCUUGUUACCAGUACCAGUUGCUAUUUAUUGUUUACUAUGUUUCAUUAACUGUUUUUCAGAUCAAUUCAAUUAAUGAGAAUGUAAUACAAGAGACUACAAAGGUUAAAUCUGGUUUGAUGGAUGAAGAUGUGGGAUGAAUGUUUGUUCUUUCUAGCUGUUCAUUUAAAUACAUAGACAGCCGACAAGAAAUUAGUUUUUAAAAAAUCAAAAAAUUUCCAUUGGUUUACUUUCAGUUUGAUUCACUCUACACUCAGUUUACAUAUUAUUAAAUUCAUUAGUUUCAGUUUACAAUAAUAGUAUGAUUUCUGUUUUAACGAAAUGCUCAUGAUCCUGCACAAAUAAAAGCUGGAAUUUAGAAACAGCUCUUACCUAUUUUACAUACCAUCAUCCCUAUUAACAAUAAAUUACAUUUUUGGAUCCCACCCUGCGUCUAUAUAAUAUUGGGUUUCUUCUACACACCACCGUACCACCUAUUUCAAUUAAAUUGUAAGAAUAUUUUUUAAUUAGGAAAUUAAACUGCCUCUCUAAUAAACCACAUUAAAAGUUAUGACACAGGUAUUCUCCCCUUUUAUAACCGCCUCUCGCUGUUUGGAGUUGUGAGUUAAGCCAUACGAAAUAAUUGUGGCUUAAAUUACAUCCUAAAUAUGGCAAGUUGUCACUUGACUAAAAAGAAAUGUUCAAAACUUUGUGAUAUUUUGAUGGACACUGAAAAUAUUUAGAAAUCAUGUAUUUCACAUAUUUUUAGUUGACUGAAAUGUAAAUAGGCUAUUUAUGAGCCAUCAAAAGUUGAGGAUAAUUAUUGCAGAUUUUCAGCACUUUCUUCUUAGACCUCCACAAACACAAAAUCUCUUAAAUCAGCUGCCACCUAGUCAGUGUAUCCAAGUUGUAUGUAAUGUUCAUCCAUCUCACUUGAAGAUGACCAUGGUAAUUUUCAACUUGAGUAGUGGCCUUGACUAUUUUGUUUAAAGUAAGGGAGAGUUUCUCAAUUCCUCAGCCUCACUCUCUCAUGUUUGAGUCAAUGGCAAGAUGUAGUCAGGACGACUGGAAAUAGACCAGGAUGCUGUAGAUAUCAGCGUUGUUUUUUUUCCAAGUUGUAAUAUAUGUAUGGCCUCAGACUUAACCUAAGCAUAUUCCAGUGGUUAUCAGUAUGUGAAGUGAAUUGGUGCUAUUGAAAUUUCUGUCAUUGGUAUGCUUUGUAAAUUUAAUUUUUUGUAACAGCAAUUCAAGAUAAAUCUGCAACAUUUGAACUGCAUGUUCAAAAUUAUGUUUCUUAUUUAUUUUUUUUGUAACAUUGUGUACAUGAUGUUUUUAUUUCUUUGUCGUACCAGUAACUCAAACUGACAUUGUAAGUAAAAGUAAGUUAAUAUUUAAAAAUCACUAGCUGAAACCAUUUAUAAUUGAAGUAAGAAAGAUGCAUGUAAAGAUUUGC